AUGCGCAGGCUACGCCCAUCCCUGGCCUUGAUGGCCAAUAUCAUUUAUCUCUUCCCAAUUGUUGCUGGACAUAGUUGGGUUGAGGAGCUCACUGUUAUUGCCAAAAAUGGAACAUUUAUCGGGGAUCCUGGCUUUCCACGGGGAUAUGUCCCCCGCGACAAACCUGGUUUCUCAGACCCCAUGAUGCAAUAUCUGCUCCCGUUACCUCCAGCCAGCCGCCCAGGUCCACCUCCUCCAGGACCACCAAAGAUCUUACCGACUGAUAAUAUUUGCAAGGACACUCAAAUGAAACAAGUCCAAACUGAUGGGAAACCACGUCUCAAGGCGCCACCUGGCUCCCCCGUCGCUUUGAGAUACCAGGAAAACGGUCAUGUAACAAUCCCCUCGAAUACUCCGGGAAAGCCAGAGAACCGCGGCACAGUAUAUGUGUACGGCACCACAGACCCCAAACCUGACGAUAAGUUCACUUCAAUCCACAAAGUUUGGACUCAGGAUGGCACGGGUGGUGAUCGUAGGGGCAUGCUUCUUUCGGUGCAGAAUUAUGAUGAUGGCAGAUGCUAUCAAAUAAACGACCACAAGAUUUCCAAGGAACGUCAAAAGCAGUUUCCUCAUGAAAACGAUACACCACAGGGACAAAAUCUGUGGUGCCAGCAUGACUUAGCCCUACCCAAGAAUGCCCCUGAAGGAAAACCCUAUACGUUGUACUGGGUGUGGGAUUGGCCAACCAUCGCUGAUGAAAAGAACGGCAUUGCCGGCCACCAGGAGAUAUACACCACCUGCAUGGAUAUCGAUAUCACGUCUGCAAGUAAACUUAAGGUGGUAGCCCAGGGAGAGCCGUCUACGUUGAAAUUUGCUGAAGGCCAGGAUUUGGGCUCUGCUGCUAUACCCACCCAAUUCGAGAACCUGCAAGCCCCAACGAUUCCAGGUGAUCUGGGUUCGGGUUAUUCUCCACCACCGUCCACGCCUUCUACAGCAGCAUCACAGGAGCCUCUGCCGACUAGUGGAAAACCAGUUCCAUCACCAUCAUCAGCAUCGGAGCCGGAGACGAGGCCAGAUCCGGCGGGUGAUUGUGGUUACCCGCCCGUGCCUGUUGCAGCAACCCAAGUACCAGACACAUCCCCUUCAGAUACCUUGCCCGCUAUAGUCCCUUUAAUUCCCUCUACGCCGGUAUCGGGAAGUUCCUUAGUGCCCAUGCUUACAGCGUCUCCUGAGCCGUCCACCACCGACAACAAAGGCGGGAAUGUAUUUACCAUCAUCCCAGGAACUUUAGUUCUCCCAACAGAAAGUACUUUUGCCACCCUAAGCCCUACGCCUACAGCAUCCCCUGCACAACCUUUUACCAACUCAGGCAGCGGGCAAAAGUCGGUUACUUCCCUUAUCUUUCCCUCCCCUGAAGGAGAUGCUUCCCCUAGCCCGUCAGGGGGUCCUUUGUUUCUUACUAUACUAGGGUCGGGUCCAGCGACCGCAGUCACAGCUACUUCCCCAUCAGUAUCGCUUAGUGAUGUUGUGACUCCCAACCCACCCUCUACUCUGGGAUCAAGUCCUACACCCAGUUACGAUGGUGGACCAGGGUUCGCACCCUUAACUCUAGACCCAGACGGAAACUUGCCCGAUCCCUCACCAAGCACCACAGAAAUAGCAGCCACAACUCCUACCAAUCCUACAACCUUGGAUUAUCCUGAAGAUUCUUCGCAGACCCCUCAGCCAACGAGAUCCGAUCCAGAAUCGAAUCCCCCGGCCAUCAUCCCAUUACUGCCCAACCGACCCAGCAAUAGCUUCCCUGCUUCUAAUUCACCGUCUAACGUUCUACCAACCGUAGCAGAAUCGCCGACAUCCACGCAGCCCCAGUUUCUUGUGUCUACGGUUACAGUAACGGCCAUUAAGACCGUCUACCCCACAUCUCCGCCUGAUAGCCCUCUUCCUACUCCUCCUACUCCCACCCCUACUGCGCAUGCGCAGGCACAGGGGCAAGCAAAAGCUCAAACAGCACCCACGGCCAUUUCCCCAUCGUCUGGGUUUAUAGUAUCGAUUCGACCCUCUGCACCCUCACCUCCUCCCUCGCCAUCGCUUCAGGCAGCGGAGCUUCCACCGCGAGAAUCGCCCGAACCAGACUGUGUCUCCGAUCACGACAACGGCUCCUUCCCCCCUCCUACUCCAACACUGGCGUUGGAAUCUGCUCCCCCUCCCCCUCCCCCUUCACAGCCAUCUCCUUCCGGCCCCAGAAAAAGGGCUUUUCGGACCUUGAGUUCCCGCUUUCGAAAGAACUUGGCUGAGAUUCGUGCGGGUAGUCGGGUGGUAUGA
Histoplasma capsulatum G186AR is the source of this 2301-nucleotide messenger RNA. RefSeq lists its product as uncharacterized. The transcript is spliced from 2 exons. The record is from RefSeq and is a predicted model, not a curated record. Bases 1 to 2301 code for a protein of 766 amino acids. NCBI's taxonomy places the organism in Eukaryota, Fungi, Ascomycota, Eurotiomycetes, Onygenales, Ajellomycetaceae.